UUCACUUGUUGCUCCACACUCUUCAAGAUGGUUUUCCUUCGUGUCGUGUUAUCUCUUCCGUGUCCCGUGUAUUUUACGAUUGUGUCAAACAUGCUUCAAUGAUUUCGCGAUUAUGAGCUGCAAUUUUUCUCCGAGCCCGUGCUAACUGAACAACUAGUCAUUCUCGUGCUCUUCAAGUUUCCGCUGUUCGCUUUUUCCGUAGGUUCGGCGCGUGUUUGUUUACUUUUUCUCCGAGAAGUUGGUGAUUUCAAUUUUUCAGUUCGCUACAGAAUUGGUCGAAAGUUCCCCUCUGUCGGAUUAUCUGUGUGUGUACGGUGCUAUACAGUGCGGUGAGGAUAUCCUUCCACGUAUUUCUGUUUCAUAUUCCUCCUAGGAAAAUUUUAUGAAAAAAUGAGUCCACGGCUCAGUGUCGAAUUGUGUUAUUUUUAGACCGUGUAUCAUUAAUUGUUCUCUUUCAUCCUGUGCUGUGAGCUGUGUUAUCACUGUGGAGAUUUACGUGUUUUCAUCGUCCUCCCGCAAGCAGAACUCCUUGACUUGACUUCUCAGAGAAAACUUGCUCAGGUUUUAUGGAAGACUCCUCACUUUUGAGCUUGCUGCCUUCAGCAACUCUCCUGUCAGUCCCAAACGUAAAGUGAUGAGGCGGAACGGUGGCCAUGGAGCCCAUGAGCCGCGCAUGAUGGGGCGCAGCUUAUUCGUGUCCAGGUGAGGUUUUCCAGUCAUGCGCCGGGUGCUUGCCGUGAUGCUUUGCGUCUCAAUUCUGCUCGGCCGUCCCCUCGCCCCAGUCUCCGCCGCCGCCGACACCUCGCCCGCCCCCGCCGCCGCCGCCGCCAUCGCCCCUGCCCUGGCGCACCAACACCAGAACGCCACCAACACGACGUCCAACGCCACCGCCGCCGCCACGACAACCACCACCACCAAUCUCACCGUCGGAUACCUCACCGACGUCAAAGGCUCCAAGGGCAGACAAGGACUCACUAUAUCCGGCGCUCUAACCUUGGCCCUCCACGAGAUCAACGAGGACCCGUCGAUCCUGCCGAACGUGACGCUGGUGCCGCGCUACGUGGACACGCGCGGCGACACGGUCAAGGCGACGGAGCACAUGGUCGACAUGCUCUGCGAGGGCGUCUCCGCCUUCUUCGGUCCCGAGGGCUCCUGCUACGUCGAAGCCAUCGUCGCCCAAUCCAAGAACAUCCCCAUGAUUAGCUACAAAUGCUCUGAGUAUUCGGCAUCCUUGGUUCCAACUUUUGCUCGAACAGAACCUCCAGACACUCAGGUAACCAAAUCAGUGAUCUCACUUCUUAAAUAUUACGACUGGAAAAAAUUUAGUAUAUUAUAUGAAGAAAGCUGGACUCCUGUGGCAGAAUCGUUAAAGGCAGCAAUGCCUAAAAACAACUUAACUUACAAUCAUUACAAAUUGGUUGUGGAUAGACAUAAAUGCUGCGAAGAGCAAAAACCCUGCUGUAAUCAAGUCUUUUGGCAUAAGGAAGUAGAAGAAAUGCGAAAUAAAACUAGAAUCUUUGUUUUUUUGGGAGCAACAGAUAAUCUAAUUGAUAUGAUGGCCACCAUGCAAGCCCUGCAAAUGUUUGAAAAUGGAGAGUACAUGGUCAUCUACGUUGAUAUGAACACCUAUUCUCUCAAAGAUGCACACAAAUACCUAUGGACAUUUAAUCAGUUGGAUGAGAAAAAAACCUGUUCUGAGCCGGGGUUUGAGAAGUGGGGAAAGUCACUUUUAGUCAUAGUUUUGUCUGAACCAGUUCAAAGUUAUGAAAAUUUCACCCAGAAAGUGCGGCAGUAUAAUCUACUACCACCCUUCAACUUUGUUACGCCUCCUAUUUUUGAUAGAAGUUCUUAUAUCAAAUUUGUUACAGUUUAUGCUGCGUAUCUUUAUGACUCUGUAAAGCUGUACGCACACGCCUUAGACUCUUUAUUGCGGCAGGAACCUGUUUUGAACCCUGAUGUUAUCAAGAAAGUAGCAUCUAAUGGCACGCGAAUCAUAGAAACCAUUAUUACAAAAGAACAUUAUCAAAGUAUUACAGGAGCGACAAUCAGAUUGGAUAAGAACGGAGACUCAGAGGGGAAUUUUUCUGUUUUAGCUUUGAAACCGCACCGUUUUAGUGAAAAGAAUUUCUCCUGCGGCCACUUCAUGGUGCCUGUGGGUCAAUUUUACAGCGGAAACAUCAAUUCUAGUUUGCCAGAGUACAGAUUAAUCAAACCUGAUUUUAAACCUGACUGGCCUGGUGGUAUUAAACCUUUUGAUGAGCCAAGCUGUGGUUUCGAUAAUGAACGGUGCUUACAAGACAAUUCCCAUCAGUCAGCGCUAAUUGUUGCUGGAACACUAGGUGUUCUGUUGUUCUGCGCCAUGGUCAUAACUUUAAGUAUUUAUAGGAAGUGGAAAAUAGAGCAAGAAAUUGAAGGAUUGCUUUGGAAAAUAGAUCCUUCAGACUUGACUGGCUAUUAUGGCAAUGACAUUGUAUCCUCACCUAGUAAAUUAAGUUUAGUUAGUGCUACUUCUUAUGAAUCGAGAUGUGGUCCUCAAGUAUUUGCUGCAACAGGGCAGUUUCGCAACAUGUUAGUUAGGAUUAAAGAAUUGAAGUUUUCCAGAAAAAAAGAUAUUUCCAGGGAAACAAUGAAAGAAAUGAGAAUGCUCCGGGAUCUGCGGCAUGAUAACGUUAACUCUUUUAUUGGUGCCUCUGUUGAACCUCUGAGGAUAUUAAUAGUCACAGAUUACUGUGCAAAAGGCAGUUUAUAUGAUAUCGUAGAAAAUGAAGACAUUAAGUUAGAUAAGAUGUUUAUUGCCUUCCUGGUGCAUGACCUAAUAAAGGGUAUGAUUUUCCUACAUAACUCACCUCUUAUGUGUCAUGGAAAUCUAAAAUCCUCUAACUGUGUUGUAACAUCACGGUGGGUGUUGCAAGUAACGGACUUUGGCCUUCAUGAGUUGCGUCAUGGUGCUGAAAAUGAUAGUAUAGGAGAACAUCAGUAUUAUAGAAGUUUAUUUUGGAAAGCCCCUGAACUGCUGAGAGACAUCCAUGCACCCAUCAGAGGCACUCAAAAGGCCGAUGUUUAUGCUUUUGCCAUUAUAUUGUAUGAAAUAAUCGGAAGGCGGGGGCCCUUCGGAGCCUGUGGAGUGGAUGAGCCUAAAGAAAUUGUAAGUAAAGUCAAAAGAGUACCUGAGCCAGGAGAGGCGCCUUUCAGACCAAAUUUGGAUUUGCUGGUGGACUGUGAAGCAGGAGCAGAAUUUGUUCUGCAAACAAUACAAGAUUGCUGGGCUGAGCAGCCAGAACUACGGCCUGAUUUUAUUUCCAUACGAAGUCGUUUGAAGAACAUGAAACAGGGAAAACAACGCAAUAUUGUGGAUCAAAUGAUGGUCAUGAUGGAGAAAUACACUAACAAUUUAGAAGAUUUAGUCAAUCAACGUACUCUGGAAGUUUUUGAAGAGAAACGCAAGACUGAAGAUCUCUUGCACCGGAUGCUACCCACGCCCGUUGCCUCAAGGCUCACCCGCGGUGAAGGGGUCGAACCUGAACAGUAUGAUCUAGUCACAAUUUACUUCAGUGAUAUUGUAGGUUUUACUGCUAUGUCUGCUAAGAGUUCUCCAUUGCAAGUCGUGAAUUUCCUCAAUGAUCUGUACACCCUAUUUGAUCAAAUCAUUCGAGGGUUUGAUGUAUACAAGGUGGAGACAAUUGGUGAUGCUUACAUGGUGGUGUCUGGCUUACCAGAGAGGAACAAUAAUAAUCACGCUGGUGAAAUUGCCUCUAUGUCACUUGACCUACUAGAGGCUGUAAAGAACCAUCAUGUAGCUCAUAAACUUGAUGAUGCCCUUAUGUUGCGAAUUGGAGUUCAUACAGGCCCUGUGGUAGCUGGUGUAGUUGGACUAACAAUGCCAAGGUAUUGUUUAUUUGGAGACACAGUGAACACAGCAAGUCGUAUGGAAUCGACUGGCGAACCUCUCAAAAUACAUAUCAGCGCUGCUUGCAAAGAAGUUCUUGACAAAUUGGGAGGGUAUAUUAUAGAAGAAAGAGGCCUCGUCAAAAUGAAGGGCAAAGGAGAGGUCUUAACUUUCUGGUUAGUUGGUGCUACUGAUACUGCUGUCAAAAGACGCGAGGUUGACUUGGCAGCUUUACCACCGCCUUUGUUCUGCCGUCCAGCUGCAAGGCGGAGUCCAAAACUUCUUGGGGGCCUUGAAAGUAGGAGACACUCAAGUGUACCCAGGGUUCCAACAAGCACUGAGCCACAACCAACAAAUCAGCUCCGUCAAAGGAUAUCCGAGUCUUAUUCAAUGGAUCCUCUUCCAGACAAGCAGCUUGAUUCACAGUCAGUCUCUCUCAUCCAAAGAAGUUGUCGCUCCCUACAGGAAAGUCAGUCUCAUUGCCUAGAAAAUUGUGGAGCUGUUUUAAACGGCACAUUACACUCAGUUCCUUUGCUGACAGAACAGAAGCGAUGGCACUCCUUAGAAGAUAUUCAGGUCAAACGAAAUUCCAAACUCAUCUCAAUAGGGUCUCUACGCAGCCGGUGGUUUUUUAAAUUCUUUAAUAACGCAAGUUACCGUAAUAGUGAUGUCUCGCUUCGAAAAACAGCUGGCUAUACUGAUUUACAGCUAGAGCGAGAGAGCAUUGUCUGAACUUGUCUUUUUUUUCUUAUUUCUUUUUUAUGUUUUGGUCUUUAAUUGAUGCAAAAAGUUUUUGUCUCCAACAACAUUAACUUCAGCCAAGUAUCAAUUGAGUAUUUAAUUUCAAAGCAGUUGGCCACAUUGAUCUUUUGUGAUCUAAUGGUAUGCUAUGAGCUCAAUAUUUAUCCUUUCUGGGGAGUCGCAGAGGAUUUAUUUCAACGGACAUGUAACAGUACUUUUUCUCAGUUCAUUGUCUACUGUCUGUAUUGUAAGGGAAAUCGGAAAAAAUGUCAAAUUAAUUUCCCAGUAGCCUUGUCAUUUAAUUGUCUUGAAGGAAGCAAAUUCUGGUUUUUCAUGGCGAUAUUGGCCUGGCUUUGUGAAAGUCAGUCAGAAAGCAACUCGUAGCCAGAAGUAUUUCGUUUGCUUUUGUGAUUUUAAAAGGCUGAUUCCGUUACGUCAAGAACAAGGUAAAAUUUUGAUUUUCACAAGUACAUAUGUAUACAUACAGUAUAUUGUAUCAAAUACCAAUAGAGAUUGCAAAACUAAUGGUAUAAAGAUGUAAACUGCACAACAUCUGUUUAACCCAUUAUUUUCAUAAUAAUUCUGAAAUACUCCUCCUUUCUCUGGAAAAGUCUUAGUUCUAUUUUCCAAGUAUGUUCCUCAUACUCAAAUUCUACAUAGUUAUUGAUAUCUGGUGCAGCACAGCUCUGCUACCUCUAUUACUCCUGCUGUUAGAAGACAUGAAAUAUUUUCCUCAAUCUAAUCCGUAGAACGUACAAAUUUUAUGGAACAAGGACUUGAAAUGUAUUUCAACAGUGCGUUUUUUUCUUAUUAGUCUGGUUUAGUUUCCUUCUGAAGACUUAUGAUUUUUUGUUUAGUUUCCCUCUGAAGAAUUAUAAUUUCUGGUUGUGUAAGUAUUCUUUUCAAUCUGAAAUUCAAGUGUCAUUUCAGGAUGGUGUCUACAAAUUUUACCGCCAAGUCUCCAUCAUAUAAACUUAAACUUUAUCAGAAAUAAUAUCACUGAUCAUGAGCUUCCUGAGCUUUCAUUUACCUGGAGAGGCCUGAUUGGUUUUCAGUCAAGUUUAAAACAUCUUAAUUUUUAGUGAGUGACCCUUGUUACCUACAUAUCUCAAUUAAAAGGAUAAAUGCUUGGAAUAACCCUUGUUUUGAAGAAAUAUGAGGUUUCAGAAAUUGAAAAUUGCUGUUUGAAAGAUUUUGGUGCUUAUUUUGAGCAAUCCCUGCUUGCCGUAACUUUUAGCUGUUUUUUACUGUAAACAGGGGGUCAUUAGCUCUUCAAGUCAAUUCUAGUAUCAAUUCUCAAGAGUCAGUUUCUGUGAAAUCUUGAGCUUCUCCAACCAAAUUUUUUAGAUCCAUCCUAAUUUCUCGGCACUUAAUACACAAAAGAAAAAAGGUGAUAAAACGUGAAAAAGAGUCCUGAAUUUUGUUGACCCGUUAAAUAUUCAUGGGUCCAUCAAAGUACAAGGGUUAAAGUGAUUGUGGAAUCAGGUAAUUUUUAUCGCUUAGCAAAUGAAAGGUCUUAAAGAGUAAUACUCCCCUCAGUUUUGAUGAAGUAGCAGCUGGAUUGUUUAAAUUUUGUGAUUUUCAAUUGGACAAAAGAAAUGGAGUAAAGUGAUUAGCAAUCCCAACCGCCAACCGGCUUUGUCGUCCUUAUGUCGGAUGAAAUGGACUAGAAGCUAAAGUCAUCUUUUAAGUUUCCAAUAUUUUGUCUUCAAAUCUAUUUGACAUAGCCACGUUUAUAAGACUCCUGUUAAAACCAACCAAUUACGUAACAUUAUUCUUGCCAAGUCAACGAACACAAAAUUUCAAGCAUCAGGUUGAUGUUUAACCUAACGCAAAGUAUGAUUUGCAGAUAUCUCUAGAGGUGAAAUUUGAAGGGCUAACCUUUCUUGUAGCAAAUAAAAAAUAGUCAAACUUAAUUAAAGCUACUGUAGCAACAAUUGGGCAAAUUUUUUGAUAAGAAGUCUAUUUGCCGCAGAGACCUAUUGUAGACGAACUUGCCUCACUUACACGUAUCCAAUCUGAAUUUGGUUCACGAUACACCCCUAACUGAAUAACAACUAAAUAAAACUGAGUUAUCAAUGAAUAGAAGAAACAUGUUGGUAUCAACUAACACCCAAAUUACUUCUAUCGAUUGAAAAGUUGAUCAUCUUUUUAGCUCAAAACUGAAAAUGUGCUCUUAAACUUGUUUAUACUUUUGGCGGACCAUUUAUAAAUUACAUAAUGCCAUUUCACCGCUUUUUUUACUGCUGUUUGUCUGUUUUUUAAUGACCAGAAAGUUUUCCAGAAACAACUCGCACCCCCUCACUCCCCUGCUUUAAUGUAUCAGGAAUUUCAAACAUCUUUGAAGAUUUUAUUCUUAACUUUAAAAAUUGAAAAAGGCUUAUUUUUGUAAUUUUUUAAAGCAAGCUGAAAUUUUCUUGCCCAUUGAUAAGAAUUAUAGCUUUUUGUUAAAAAGUAACGCUCUUUGAUGCAGGAAAAGUUUUUAGUCAGUAACCAAUAGUGUCUCUCUUUAAGGUAACUAAAAUAGAAGACACGAACCUGAUUAAUGAUGAAUAAUGAUGGAAGAAAGAGUCCUUAGGGAAAGUAACAAGUUUUUUUUUUUUUUUUUUUUUUUUUUUUUUUUACAGAUUUAUUACUAAUAUUUCAACUUGAAGCAGAAGAAACGCCCCUAGAAUCCUUUAAUUUUUAUCACAAUGCACCGUAUAGAUCUCAAUCUGUCUAUUUCUUCUUUCCCCUUCCCCCCUUUCCAAGUUUUUAGUUAGAUGACAGUAGAAGUUUGAUUUGUAUGUAUUUUUAAAUAGGGGCUGUUCAUCAAUGAGUGCAAUAUUUAAUGUUUUUCAUCUCUUAGCUGACUUUAGUUUAUAACUAUUUUUUGGCGAUCAUUACUUCGUUUUUCCUCAAUUUUAGAAGAAUUUUUUUCUCGUGUCUGCGAAAUGAAAUGAUCCUUUACCAAAGCUUCUAACUCUGCUUAUCACUUAAUGGCUCAGUUUAAGACUCUUGUUUUUAGGUGAAUUCAUCCUCCACUUUUCGGAGAGCCUUCCAUGCUAAGACAUGCAUCAUUCCUCGUACAGACUCUGCAGAUAUUAAUUUUUAUGAAUGUUACGAAGUUGAUUGGGGAAGAAGUUGAGCUUAUUUGUUUAAAAGCUUUGUGCUCUUAUCUUUUGUCAUUUUAUGUAUUUAUCUAGUGUAUAUAGCAAGAAAAGGAUGCCUUAUGUAAUGCAGAAAUAUUUUUGUAUUAAUUAGCGUUCCAAAAAAGUGCCAGAUCAGAAAACAUAUCUUCGGUAUGCUAAUGUAUUAAAAUUUGUUAUUCCCCCCCCCCAUUUCUUACCACUUAUCUUCAUUUAAUUUAUGUUACUCUGAUUUUGCCUGAAUUCUCCAAAAAUGUGGUUGUUGUAAUUUUUUCAUUCAUUCGUAGCCUUAGCCAAAAAAGGCAUUUGUUAAAGUGAAGUACAUUAUAAGACUUCAACAAAAUCUUCUAUAAUAUGUUUGUUGUGCGUAUCAUUAGUUGUGUUUUUAUUGUUGAUAUUUAUAGUUUAGCAAAAAAAUGAUACCAUUGGUCCAAACAACUUAUUUCCGUUUAAGGCAUUGACAGAACUUCAUUACUUCUUUUAAAAAAUAAUAUGAGUGAUCGAACCCAUCACCUUAUCGCUAUCAUUGUGUCAUUCACCUUGGUCUUACCGAUCAUUGACUUUCUUACAUUUGCAUUGAUGCUUUACCGGUGAGGUGAGACCAUAGUGAAAGGAACCAUGGUAUGCAUCUUUGUGGAGGGAAAAUGUCUUUUGCUGUGUUUUUCUUGAAUUCAAAAUUCAUGUUAGUUUGUGACAGAACAAUUCAGCGUGUGGACCAAUGCUUGUAUUUUUUCUGAUGUAUAAUUAUCAACCAUCGAAGUGAAUUCUAUGACACAUGCAACUGCAACAUCUCAGAAUUCUACUUUAGAGCUCCUCCCAGCCCUUGAAAAUGUUACGUACUAAAUCCCGUAAUUAUUCUCAAAUAAAAACCAAAUCAAAAAUUAAGAUUUGAUCCCUAAAUGGGCGUAUUAGUUUCUGUGAGCUUUUUUCUUGGCCAAGCUUUUAUGGAAGAAUAAAAGUUUGCAGUAUAUAAAACUUGUUGCGUUCUGGCUUUCCAUUUCUAAGUCAAAAAAAGGGAGGUAAUUACUCACUUAAAAUUUUCUGCAUUAACGUCCUAGGACACUCAAUGAAGGAUGAGGAA
Messenger RNA from Bemisia tabaci, 8836 nucleotides. Its product is annotated as receptor-type guanylate cyclase Gyc76C. Lineage: Eukaryota; Metazoa; Arthropoda; Insecta; Hemiptera; Aleyrodidae. Gene Ontology annotation, cellular component: plasma membrane. The record is from RefSeq and is a predicted model, not a curated record. Gene Ontology annotation, biological process: protein phosphorylation; cGMP biosynthetic process; intracellular signal transduction. Gene Ontology annotation, molecular function: ATP binding; adenylate cyclase activity; guanylate cyclase activity.